Molecule: messenger RNA, 4763 nt
Organism: Cyclopterus lumpus (lumpfish)
Lineage: Eukaryota; Metazoa; Chordata; Actinopteri; Perciformes; Cyclopteridae
Gene: map3k22
Product: mitogen-activated protein kinase kinase kinase 22
Exons: 17
Coding region: 1028-2848 (606 amino acids)
Biological process (GO): protein phosphorylation
Molecular function (GO): ATP binding; protein kinase activity; protein binding
Source: RefSeq, a predicted model, not a curated record
GGGACAGCACAGGAAUUCACAAGGUGCUGUUUGUGUUGCGUGGCGCACACCUGGCCUGGUUUCCCAGUGAACAAAGUGUGUGAGUUUUUAUAAUGAAUGCUCCCAGGGCUCAUCUGAGAGGCAGGCAGGAGCUUAGGUCAACGACCUCUUCUUUAUAUUGUAAUCACCGCACUCAGAUAAUUGGUUCUAUUAAGGUCUCUUGAUAUGGUAAUGUCUGACAUGCUCAUCUGCAUGAUUGCCCCCUUUAGACAUGAGAGAGUGUGAGUGUGUGUGGCAGAAAGAGUGAAGUGGGAGAUGAGGAGUGCGAAAUGGAACACCGGCUAGUUGCUGAGCGUCUGUCUCUUGCACUCACAGGUUUUCUAAAUGAUUUUUUAAGGGUCUAAUGAACCUUGUGGACCUGUCCCUUGUGAGAAGUGAGCUAUCAAUUUGAAACACACUUGACUCAACUUGCCGGCAGCCACUUUGAUUCUGAAUCGCUCAGCGUUUGACGAAGGAAAAUAUCCAUCAUAUUUAAUUUAAACUAAAUAACUAUGUUCUAGAAAUCUCUCCAUUGAUAUAGAAUGAAAUAUUAAAGUGCUUAAUAACCAAGCUCCACCACAUUGCCCCCCGCCACUUCUGGACACGCUGCAUUAUUAAAUAUUACAGCUAUUGAAUGCAGAGUGCAGAGAGCCACCAGCAUUGUCCAGUUCGUCCACAGCAUCAGAACGCCUCACUUUCUCAAACCUAAAGAGCAAUACACACCAAAGAAGACACAGAUUUUUAAAACAAAACAUCUAUUUUCUGGGUAUCUUUGCUUUUCAUAGGGAAUAUGUUGUUUUGAUUAUAUAAGAGAGAAACCACUGGAUUCUUUCCAUGAGUGGAAACUCUGCAGAUGGCACCAGAACAGGAAGUAACCCACCAGGUGUUGCCUCAUCGCCCGCCCGGUCUGAGCCAACACAAGCUCCAGCACAUGACAAAUGAUCAAACCCGACUCGCGUUACCUCCUUAGGCUAUCAUCACUCAUCCAUGCUGCUCUAAACGUGGAGGAAUGUUCACCAUGGAAAAUGACGAAGAGGCCUUAAACUCCAUUAUGAAGGACCUGGCGGCUCUGGGUCGCUGCUACACCCAGCACAACAGCCACAAGCCCAAGAACAGAACCUUACUCUACAAACAGGAUUUAAGAGUCAAGCUGGAGCAUGAGAGAGAAAAACGGAUCAUCCCGUUUCAGAGGCCGCUGAAGAUCAAGGAGCUGCUGCAGAAAGUGACCGAGGCCUUUGGGCAGCAGAUGGACAUGUUCUUCAUGGAAAAAGAGCUGCUGCUGCCACUGAAGACCCAGGAGGACCUGGAUCAGGCGGUGCUGACGUUGGGCUGCAGCUCGGGGACCAACGGGCUGCUCAGGAUACUGCUGAAGACCCCUAAGAACAACCAUUACCUACAGGUGAACAGCAGGGACAAACAGAGCGAGAUGAGGUCAUCACGGUCACUCGGAGAUCUGAAGGGCUCUCUGCUCAAGGGCUCGGAGAGGGUGCGCAAACACUCGACAGGUUCCCUGCACACGGGUCGGACGUCCCCACCUCCCGGCAGCGUCCCCGAGGAGCAGCAGCAGAUUGCCCGCCAGGGCUCCUACACCAGCAUCCACAGUGAAGGGGAGUUCAUCCCCGAGACCCACGACCAGAAUAUGCUGGAUCCCUUCGGGAGCGCAGACAACUCACUGUCGAGCAGCUGUCAAUCAAUAGAUCAAGCGCUGGACAGUCCUCCUUUCUCGCAGAACAACCGUGACAAUAAUUACCUGAACCUCAACUAUGAAUACAAAGGUCGCCAUGGGAAAGGAGGGACUUUCCCUCGCCAGUUCCAGUUGCCCAAUCGCAGCAAGGAUUAUGGAGACCGUCGCAGGACACUUCCACGCAGCUUCAUGCCACAGGAGAACCUGUUUCAGCUGGUUCCUUCCAGUCGCACACGCAGUUAUAAUGGAGACAGUUCGAUGCAGUACAGCGACCUGCGCUCACUGGGCCGCACCGCUGACAAAAGCUGCCAGCGUGGUACGGCCAAGUCGCCGCGGGCGCCAGUCAACUGGCGGCAAGGAAAGCUCCUGGGCCGCGGGGCGUUCGGGGAAGUCUACCUCUGCUAUGAUGUCGACACAGGCCGCGAGCUGGCCGCCAAGCAGGUGCCCUUCGAUACCGACUGUCAAGAAACCAGCAAGGAGGUGAAUGCUUUGGAGUGUGAGAUUCAGCUGCUGAAGAAUCUGCGUCAUGAGCGGAUUGUACAGUACUACGGUUGUCUUCGGGACCUCGAACAGAAGAAACUCACCAUUUUCGUGGAGUUUAUGCCCGGGGGCUCAAUAAAGGACCAGCUAAAAGCCUAUGGGGCCCUGACAGAGAAGGUGACAAGGAGAUACACCAGGCAGAUCCUCCAAGGAGUCUCCUACCUGCACAGCAACAUGAUUGUACACCGAGACAUCAAAGGUGCUAACAUCCUGAGAGACUCUUCAGGGAACGUGAAGCUGGGAGACUUUGGAGCCAGCAAACGCAUCCAGACCAUCUGCAUGUCUGGUACGGGGAUCAAGUCUGUCACUGGCACCCCCUACUGGAUGAGCCCGGAAGUCAUCAACGGGGAGGGCUAUGGCCGCAAGGCAGAUGUAUGGAGUAUCGCCUGCACUGUUGUGGAAAUGUUGACCCAGAAGCCUCCAUGGGCCGAGUACGAGGCCAUGGCGGCCAUUUUUAAGAUCGCCACCCAGCCUACGAAGCCCAUUCUUCCAGAGAGCGUGUCAGACGCGGCCAGGGACUUCCUGCGGCAGGUGUUCGUGGAGGAGAAGUGGCGGCCCACUGCGGACGGGCUGCUCAGCCACCCGUUCGUCCAGGGCAGCUUCUGAGGCCCACGGACCCCCUUUCCCCUCUCCUGCCUGCGAGGCCUCUCGGCACCUCCCCUCCCCUCCUCGCCUGCCCGCCCCAUGCUCUAGCCCCCUUCCCCCCCCCCUCUGUCACCAGGGCUCAGCAUCGCUCCAACUCCCUGCCCUGCCAUCCAUCGCCAGUGUCUGCCUUGUCAGGACCCCUGCAUCUCUCACCAACUAGCUCAACCCAGAUUACUCACCGAGAGGCCCGGUUGACUGCAGUCAGACCCCCUGAGUCCUCCGAGGCGUCGCAGUGUUUUUCCCCAGGAGGGGACAGAGGAGAAAGCACUUAGCAGUCUCACACGCUACAGACUGCUGUCCUUUAACAAGAGCAGAAAGAGUGACGGAGAGCAGUGACUUCUCAAGCUUUCUGGGUCUUUGCGCUCAUUUACUGCCGCAGAACAGUGUCUAGGUUUGGCCGGACGCUACGUGAUCGUGACUGACCGGUGACAUUGAUCACAUCUGACAGCACUGUAAGUUAGUCAUCAGCCUCAGUUAGCUGUGUGUGAAAUUUAAGAUGGUAAAUAUUUUUUAUAUGGCAUGCAAUAACACAUAUGAAGUCGUCUCAGCCGAUGACUUUUUUUAUUAUCACCGUAAAAAUGUAAACAUAUUGUUGUCAACGCCUUACAAUGAGAAUUUGUAAGUAAGAAUGUCUUCUUUUUUUUUUUUAACAUCUUAGAGGGUUAAAUUAUCCUACUUUCAUGGCACUCAGAACCCCAUUUAGAAGGAUUGCAAGUGUUGCACUUUUGCUAUCAUGCAUUGAAAUGUUUCCAACAUGCAGGAUAAUCAAGAGAUAUUUUUCUAUUUGAAACGUUUUUUAUCUAAUUUUCGUAAAGGAGAUUGUGUAGUGUAAAAAAAUGAAAAGAAAAAAAGAACCAAACUUUUGCAUCAGUGUGCAAUGUCUAUUAAGCAAUACCAACACUACUGUUUGAGUCUGACAUCCAUCCCAGCUUCCCAUGGAGUGAGCCUGGAGUCCAUUGAAAAAAGUGGCCAAAGAAAAUUUGCAGAAACUUCUGGCUAAGUUAGUGCAGUAUUAGUCAUGUUGGUUUCGCCACCUCAGAGCCCUAUAGCCUUUUCUAUGUUACGGCAGCUUCGUGCACAGUAGACUCGCACAGACCAAAUCAGAUGCAUCGACGUCACAUUGUGUUAGUAUGAAAAGGAAUUAGAUUGAAGGUCGUUUACAUGUUUUGUUGUAACUUCAGAAUGAAUCCAGUCACCCCAUGCCUUCACUUUGCUUUCCAAUACUCUAUGAAUGGGUCACGUACUGACCAUCGGACAGCAAAGCUCUCUCUGUGGGAUGUCAAGUGAGAUAAUAUUCCAAGUCGCCAAAAAGGGUUCAAGGUGGACUUCUGGAGCUAAAUGCUGUAUUCGUUAAAAUGGCGAUGAGAUGAAACAUUAAGUGAGGAUUUUAAAGUUGGCUAGCUGUAAUGCAGUGGCACUUAAAGAAUGAUCAAAUCUUUGUUUGACCCUUGUCAGUGCCUUACCUGAAUCUGCUUGUAAACACAAAUGUUCACUGCGAAAGCAGGACGCUUCUUAAAAAGUCGAGCAGCUUGUUCAGUAGAGAGCACACACAGGAUUUGCUGAAGUUCUUUUAUAUGAAAAAAAAGAAGAAUAUACUGUAAAUAUAUAUUGUUCUGCACUUUUGUAUGAAAUUUCUUUACAUUAUAUACAAAUCUAUUUGAUGAAAUAGCUACGUUAUACAGUAGAUUGUACUGUGAUUUAGACAGGAGUAUGUAUAAUUGUCUCUUUGAGAGCAGGUAGGCAGUAUGAAAAGGCUGGGAGGCUUUCGAUUGAGACAGAGUUUGUUUUGUCUUAAUGACAAAGCCUUGAAACAUGAAAUGUAUCAAGUCAUUGAUCUUUUGUACAUUUAACUUAAUAAAUCCAAGGUCUAAGACUA